Molecule: messenger RNA, 876 nt
Organism: Entamoeba nuttalli P19
Lineage: Eukaryota; Evosea; Mastigamoebida; Endamoebidae
Product: tyrosine kinase, putative
Exons: 1
Coding region: 1-876 (291 amino acids)
Biological process (GO): protein phosphorylation
Molecular function (GO): protein kinase activity; ATP binding
Source: RefSeq, a predicted model, not a curated record
AUGAAGAAAGGAACAACAAUUGAAUCUAAUAUUAAAAUUAAAGCAGAGACAGAAUUAUCAACACGACUUGAUCCAGAUGAAUUAAAAGAAGAAAAGAAAAUAGGAGAAGGAUCAUUUGGAAUUGUUUAUGUUGGAGAAUUUAGAGGAAAUAAAGUAGCAAUUAAGAAAAUGAAAGAAAGUGAUAAACAACAAUCAUCUCUUGAUGAAUUUGAGAAAGAAGUAGUGAUGUUAGAUAAAUUCAGAAGUGAAUAUAUCAUUCAUUUUUAUGGAGCAGUAUUUAUUCAUAAUAAAAUAUGUAUGGUAACAGAAUAUGCAGAAUAUGGUUCAUUAAGUGUUUUAAUUAAGAAGAGAGAUAUAAGUCAAGUGUCUAUGAAAUUAAGAAUUAAAUUCAUGUUAAAUGCAGCUAAAGGAAUUUCAUAUCUUCAUUCAAAUGGAAUAUUACAUAGAGAUAUUAAACCAGACAAUUUCCUUGUUGUAUCACUUGAUGAAAAUGAACAAGUUAAUUGUAAACUAACAGAUUUUGGAGCAUCAAGAAACAUUAAUAUGAUGAUGACAAAUAUGACAUUUACAAAAGGAAUAGGAACUCCUGUUUAUAUGGCACCAGAAAUAUUAAAUAAGAUUAGGUAUAAACAAUCAGCAGAUAUAUAUUCAUUUGCAAUUACAAUGUACGAAUGUUUUGGGUGGUGUGCAGCAUAUCCAAAAUCACAAUUUCAGUUCCCAUGGUCUAUUGCUGAUUUUGUAACUCAAGGAAACAGAAGGACAAAAGCUGAGGCAAUGACAAGUGAACAAUAUGACUUAAUUGAUCAAUGUUGGAAACAAAACCCAGAUGAAAGAAUACCAAUUGAUGUGGUAGUAUCCAAACUAGAAGAGUUAUAA